Messenger RNA from Sorex araneus (European shrew), 1675 nucleotides. RefSeq names its product DEP domain containing 7 (gene DEPDC7). The record is from RefSeq and is a predicted model, not a curated record. The transcript has 9 exons. Gene Ontology annotation, biological process: intracellular signal transduction. Bases 35 to 1570 code for a protein of 511 amino acids. Lineage: Eukaryota; Metazoa; Chordata; Mammalia; Eulipotyphla; Soricidae.
CAGACCUGCGGCGCUGGUGUGCGGAGCUGCGGCCAUGGCCACGGUGCGGGAGAAGGCGGCGGCGCUCAACCUGUCGCCUCUGCACAGCCCCGCUCAGAGGCGGCCUCCAGGUUUCAGUGUGGCCCAGAAGCCAUUUGGGGCUACGUAUGUGUGGAGCAGCAUUAUAAACACUCUUCACACACAAGUCGAAGUGAAAAAACGAAGACAUCAUUUAAGAAGACACAAUGACUGUUUUGUUGGUUCAGAAGCUGUCGAUGUCAUUUUUUCUCACCUAAUUCAGAACAAAUAUUUUGGUGACAUAGAUAUUCCUCGAGCCAAAGUGGUGAGAGUGUGCCAAGCACUGAUGGACUAUAAAGUAUUUGAAGCAGUUCCAACCAGAGUCUUCGGAAAAGAUAAGAAACCCACCUUUGAAGAUAGUAGUAGCAGCCUUUAUAGAUUCACGACGAUACCCCACCAAGACAGUCAAUUAGGCAAAGAAAACAAGUUGUAUUCACCUUCUCGGUAUGCAGAUACAUUAUGUGAGUCAUCUGAUAUCAAAUCGGCAAGUUUAGAGGACCUGUGGGAAAAUCUGAGUUUACAGCCAGCGAACUCUCCUCGCAUAAAUAUCUCUGCAACCUUGUCUCCCCAAGUUAUUAAUGAAGUAUGGCAAGAAGAAACAAUUGGGCGUUUACUUCAACUUAUAGAUCUUCCACUUCUUGACUCCUUACUCAAACAGCAAGUGACUGUAUCCAAAAUUCCUCUACCUAAGAGGCAGCCUGACUUGGUCAACAGUAAUUAUUUGGAUCGAGGGAUUCUCAAGGCUUACGGUGACUCUCAGGAAGAUGAGUGGCUCUCUGCAGCAAUUGACUGCUUGGAAUACCUUCCAGACCAGGUGGUGGUGGACAUAAGCAGAAAUUUUCCUGAGCAACCAGAUAGAAUAGACCUAGUGAAAGAACUUCUGUUUGAUGCCAUUGGCAAAUAUUACAGCAGCAGGGAACCUCUAUUAAAUCACUUAUCUGAUGUGCAUAAUGGAAUUGCAGAACUCUUAGUGAAUGGGAAGACUGAAAUAGCACUAGAAGCAACUCAGCUCUUUCUGAAGCUUUUGGAUUCCCAAAAUAGAGAAGAAUUUAGAAGACUACUAUAUUUCAUGGCUGUUGCAGCGCAUCCUUCAGAAUUUAAGUUGCAGAAAGAAAGUGACAACCGAAUGGUUGUGAAAAGAAUAUUCUCAAAAGCGAUUGUGGACAAUAAAAAUUUAUCCAAAGGCAAAACUGAUCUGCUGGUACUCUUUUUAAUGGAUCAUCAAAAAGAUGUUUUUAAGAUUCCUGGGACUCUACAUAAAAUUGUCAGUGUUAAACUGAUGGCCAUUCAGAAGGGAAGAGAGCCGAAUAGAGACACAGGAUAUAUUUAUUGCCAGAGAAUUGAUCAAGGGGACUAUUCUGACCAUACACAGAAGACAACCAAAGAUGAACUGUUGAAUUUACUAAAAACUAUUGAUGAGAACUCAAAACUGUCUGCCAAAGAGAAGAAAAAAAUGCUGAGGCAGUUCUAUAAGUGUCACCCGGACAUCUUUAUUGAAUACUUUGGAAACUGAUUACUAAUGUUUGUAUAUAAUUUGUAUGUUUAAAAAUUAUGUGUCCUAAAGAUCCAAUCAUAUUUGUAAGUUUGGGGGUUCUUCUAAAUGUGAAACUUUGCAAUA